Messenger RNA from Pimephales promelas (fathead minnow), 1060 nucleotides. Its product is annotated as serine/threonine-protein kinase pim-2. Gene Ontology annotation, biological process: protein autophosphorylation; regulation of mitotic cell cycle; negative regulation of apoptotic process. Gene Ontology annotation, cellular component: cytoplasm. The record is from RefSeq and is a predicted model, not a curated record. Lineage: Eukaryota; Metazoa; Chordata; Actinopteri; Cypriniformes; Leuciscidae. Gene Ontology annotation, molecular function: ATP binding; protein serine/threonine kinase activity.
UUUCAUGUCAACUCUUCUAUGUUUCUUUUAACAGACGUCGGUUGCUGGAGCUAUAAAGUCGGCAGGAAGCUCGGGGAAGGAGGAUUUGGAAGCGUUUACGCCGGGACUCGCUUGAAGGAUGGCCUCAAGGUGGCGCUGAAAUUCGCUGAUACCGAGGGUAUUGAGUGGAUCAACAUUGAGGAUAAUCCUGAACCCGUUCCUCUGGAGAUCGGUCUGCAAAUUCUCGCCAACAAAGGCCCCAGGGUUCCCCAGAUCAUCCAGCUUCUGGACUGGGACGAAGAGCCAAAUCGGUACAUCAUGGUUCUGGAGUUCCCUAGACCCUGUGAGAGCCUGAUCGAAUAUCUGGACCGGCACGACUACUACAUCGACGAGAACGUGGCAAAGGUCAUCAUGCAUCAGGCAGCAGUCGCGGCUCAAACAUGCUGCCAACGUGGAGUGUUGCAUCGCGACAUAAAACUGGAAAACCUCCUGAUCAACCCGGAGACGCUGGAUGUCAAGUUGAUUGACUUUGGAUGCGGAGAAAUCCUGACCGAUGCGGGAUACACGUCCUUUGCUGGCACCGAAGAGUACUGCCCCCCUGAAUAUGAAUCAUACGGCUUUUAUCACGGCAAACCAGCGACAGUGUGGUCACUCGGGGUCCUGAUGUUUACACUGGCGUGUGGAGAAUUUCCAUCUUCAGAAGACUUGGAUAUGCUAAAUGACAACAUCUGGACAAGAGAUGGCGUAUCACAAGAAUGCUGCAAAUUACUUUGCUCUCUCCUGCAAAGGAACCCAGCGAAGCGGCUUGAUUUGGAUGUUGUCUGUCUCCACAAGUGGUUUAAGUACUUCGAAUAUAGAUUUUAUGAAGAAAGAUCUGAAGACCUUCUACAGAAAGACUUGCCACCCGCUGUUCAGGAUUUUUUAAAACUCUUUAUAAAUAAACAAUAGAUUUGACUUUUAAACAACUACAUUGUCCACAGAAAAUCUAUAAAAACUUAAUUUCGUGUCAAAAUAUUGUGAUCAAAAAAUUUCAUAGACUUUCUCCUUUGAACGUUACUAUUAAUAAUUGCGUCAUGAGCAA